GGCACCGAUGCGCAGGAGGGUGUUUGUUCAGCAGGUUGCGGCGACCGUAACUAUUUCUCAACGACGUAUAAAGCGAUAAAGAUAAAUUGAAGUGACAAGUUUGUGUAGAAGAAAUUAAAAGCGAACGUUUCGCGUGUUUUCCCCGACCUGACGCGCUGGAGUUCCUUUGUUUUUAUUAUUUAUUACUGAACAACUCGAUUGAACCACCUGCGGCAAAAAUGACAGACGCACCUGCCAGCAAUAGCUCUGGCCCAGGAACAGAUUUUGACAUGAUGGCCGCCCUUGAUUGGAAGGAUGGCAUCGCUACGUUACCGGGCAGUAACAUCAGGUUUCAGAUAACAGAAUUUGGGACGCUUGAUAUGGUAAUGGAUGUGGAGCCUAAAGACAAAGAAGAGGAGUCUUCAUGCCCCCAGUCAGAGACCACACACGCUAACGGCUCAACGGAGCCACCCAACCAUUCAAAGCAGUCAGAAACAGCAGCAGUACGUGCAUAUGAUGUGGCAGCUCUGUCUGGACUGCAGACGCAGACGGGUAGCUCCAUCAAAGUGAGCGCCACCAGAGAGGAUCGCUCUAACGUAGACAUGGCCAGCUGUAAGUCCUGUGGCCACUCUGGUUCACGGGACUCUUUUGUCCAGGGGAAAUUCUGCAGUCCCGGUUGUGUACAACCCAGCAGUGGAAGGUCAACUCCAGCUGAUCCAGGAGAAGGGGAACGUUUAGGUAAACGAAUUCGGAAGAAAAAAAAGAUGUUUAUGGAAUCUGAAGAUGAUGAGGAAGACAACAUUGAGGAAGAGGAGGAGAAGUUUAGAGUCUCAAAAGGCAGAAAAGCAGCCAAACUUGCCAGAUUGGUAACAGCUGCACCCACGAAGAAGAAGGCUUGGAGUUGGCCGGCCUAUCUAGAGGAAGAGAAAGCAGUGUCGGCCCCCUUAAAAUUGUUUAAAGAGCACCAGGCCUUACCUCAGAGCAGAAACGCGUUUAAGGUUGGAAUGAAGUUGGAGGGCCUGGACCCCUGCCAUCCUGCCUUCUUCUGUGUGCUUACUGUGGCAGAGGUCCAGGGUUACAGAAUAAGACUUCAUUUCGAUGGUUAUCCUGAGUGCCAUGACUUCUGGGUGAAUGCAGAUUCGUGGGAUGUGAAACCACCAGGCUGGUGUGAGAAGAUGGGCCUCAAGCUGCUGCUACCAAAAGGGUGCAAAGAUGGAGAGUUUAAUUGGAACACUUAUGUUAAGAACUGUAGAGGCCAACAGGCACCCAAACAUUUCUUCAAAAGUCUUAAUACCUCAGUGACCCCCUCAGGCUUCCGUGCUGGGAUGAAACUGGAGGCUGUCGACAGGAAAAACACAUCACUAAUCUGCGUAGCCACAAUUUCAGCCGUCGUGGAUAACCGGCUCCUCAUCCAUUUUGAUAACCGGGACGAUACAUAUGAUUACUGGUGUGAUGCCAGCAGCCCAUAUAUUCAUCCAGUGGGAUAUUGUGAGGAAGCAAACUUAACACUGACCACACCUGCAGAGUACAAGCAGCCAAAAAGUUUUUCAUGGGAGAAAUACUUGGAGGAGACCGGAUCCCAAGCAGCACCUGCUAGAGCCUUCAAACAGAGACCUCCACAUGGCUUCCAGAUAGGGAUGAAGUUGGAGGCAGUGGACAGGCGCAACCCCAUGCUCAUCCGUGUUUCCACUAUAGCAGACACAGAUGACCACAGGGUCAAGAUCCAUUUUGAUGGUUGGAGUGAUGAAUACAAUUACUGGGUGGAUGCCGAUAGCCCUGAUUUGCAUCCUGUUGGAUGGUGUCAAAAGACGGGUCAUCCUUUGCAGAACCCCAGUAGUUCUAGUGAUCCCCAGGUCCCCCCAGGACAAGGCUGUCCUACUCCAGGAUGCAGUGGGGUGGGACAUAUCAAAGGACCUCGCUAUGGAACACAUUACACGGCCGUCAGCUGUCCCUACUCAGAGCUGAAUCUGAAUAAGGAGGGACUGCUCCCCGACAGGCUGAGUGGAGAAAGGCCAGUGACACUGAGUGGACCUCCACGUCACAGACGCACAGAAGCAGUCGCACAGACUCCCUCUACCACACCCACAGCCAGCAAUCCAGAAACCAAUGACAACACGGACAUUUCCUCACCAGCCAAGCCUGCCACUGCAGCCAAGUGCACAAAGUCGAAUCAGGUGAAGCAGGAAGGAAAUGGAAAAGUAGACUCAUUGCAGCAGUUCUUGCAUGACUCUGUGUUUUGUGGCUGGGAGCCACCCAAGUUUCAGCACUGUUGGGAGAAACAUGGCAAACUAUUACCUGAAGCACUUGGUCUCAGCGCAAAGACAGUGGCCAAGUGGAACACAGAAGAGGUUGCAACUUUUGUGAGAAAGCUCCCAGGCUGCAGGGAACAUGCUGCCAUUUUCAGGAAUGAGCAAAUUGAUGGUGAAGCCUUCCUUCUUCUUACCCAGUCUGAUAUUGUAAAGAUCCUCAGUAUCAAGCUGGGCCCUGCUUUGAAAAUUUAUAACUGCAUCCUUAUGCUGAGGAGUGUGGAUGAGGAAUAACGCACCCAUGCCCUAAAAACCUUUGUAACUCUUCUGUACUUUUAAGUAACCACAAAGCAAUCAUUUUUUCCUUAUCUUUUUUUCUUAUCCAUGUCCCAACUAUUGUGACUCUUCCUUACAGUGGUGAUUAGUCCACAUUGUAUGUAGUCACUGAAGAGUGCCCUACAAUGAACAAGUACUUCAGAAAAUUGAAAAGACUGGAAUUUUAUCUGCUUAAUUAUCCUGUUGUAGAAGUGCUGGGCAUCAGAAUGUACAAGUUGGGUAUACAUAUAAAGGUCUUUGGAGGACUAUGCUGCUAAACUGGCACAACAUUUCUUGUCUUUUCUUUGUUUUUCUUGUAUUAUCUGUAUGUAAUCCUAACUGCAAUCUGUUACUUUAUUCAAAAGUUAUUUGAUGAUUUGAUGCCUAUUAACUUAUUGCUAAUUUGAUUUUUUUUAUUAACUUUUUGGACUCAAAAGUGCAUGGUUUUGAGGCACUGCAAUAUCAAUGCAUUGUUGUAUAUUAUUAUUAUGAUGAUUAUUAUGAUUAUUAUUAUAUAAAUAAUUGGUUUAGAAAAUGUGAAAGAAUUACGCAUUGGAUCUUUUACUUGAAAUGUACAAAGUAAUUUUUAAAUUAAUGCAAAAACAGACUUUUGUAUAUGAACCCACAUCACAUUCACAAUGGUCAGGAUGGAUGGAUGCAAGACCACUAGGAUGAGCGAUAUGCUUGUGGGUGUAUGUGCUGAUGUGGGUGUGUCUGUGUAAUCCAGAGAGAAAGAGACUGUAUAUGUUUUUACUUUGCAGCAGGGAAUAUCUUAGUUCAGUCUGAUUUUAAAAAGAAUGUCUAAUUUGCUAUGUAGUAGUGUCGAAAGUGUGCUUUGUGAAAUUCUUUUAAAAUUGUGUACAUUAAUGUACAGUAAACUAAUGUGUGUGUAUUUUGAUUCUUGAGCUUUUGCGUUUAUGUGAGAGAGAAACUUGACUUAAAGGCAGAUCCCAUUGAAAAAAAGCUGAAAUGUAAGCUGUAAUGCUUGAUUCCUAACUGAUUAAAUAAAACAAGCUCUGAGUUACAGCUUAAAACA
Messenger RNA from Clarias gariepinus (North African catfish), 3576 nucleotides. RefSeq names its product L3MBTL histone methyl-lysine binding protein 1b (gene l3mbtl1b). Bases 219 to 2519 code for a protein of 766 amino acids. The transcript has 21 exons. The record is from RefSeq and is a predicted model, not a curated record. Gene Ontology annotation, cellular component: nucleus. Gene Ontology annotation, molecular function: zinc ion binding; protein binding. NCBI's taxonomy places the organism in Eukaryota, Metazoa, Chordata, Actinopteri, Siluriformes, Clariidae. Gene Ontology annotation, biological process: regulation of DNA-templated transcription.